Labeo rohita (rohu) is the source of this 730-nucleotide messenger RNA. RefSeq names its product TRPM8 channel-associated factor homolog. The record is from RefSeq and is a predicted model, not a curated record. The transcript has 2 exons. The coding region runs from base 113 to 730 and encodes 205 amino acids. NCBI's taxonomy places the organism in Eukaryota, Metazoa, Chordata, Actinopteri, Cypriniformes, Cyprinidae.
AGAGCUAGGAGAUUUUCGAAGUGGAUUAGCUGUUUAUAUCACAGAUGCUUACAGUGUUGAGACUUGUGCAAAGGAUCUGAUUGCUUUCAUCAAAGCUGGUGGUGGCUUGAUCAUGGCUGGCCAGGCCUGGCAUUGGGCUGGAACCCACCCACAAGAAAACACUCUAAAGAAUUUCCCAGGAAACAAGGUGUGCAGUGUUGCAGGAAUUUACUUCUCAAAAUGCUAUGGAAAAGUUGGCAUUUUUCCUGUUCCAAAACAAAUCCCUUAUAGUUGGCUUGCUUUAUCUGUAGGCAAGGACUUUAAGGAUGACCUACAGAUCCUGCUAGAAGGUGUGUCCGAGUUCGACGUCCAAGGUGAGGCUAUAGCAUCUGAGGUGAUGGUGCAUGGACCAUUAGCAUUUCCCAUUGCAGUCACUCCAGCUGGAAAAACAUUCAUUGCUGGUGCCUAUUAUGGGCAAGGUCGAGUUAUUCUGUUAUCACAUGAAUGCUACAUGGAGCGGGACUCUCUGUCCACUUUCCUGAUCAACGCUAUCAAGUGGCUUGACGAAGAUCGCAAGGGUGUUAUUGGGAUACUACCCAGCCGAAAGAGAGCCCACAGGGUACUGAGCAAAUCUGGUUUAGAUUGCCAAUUCUUUAAAGUGAAAAAUAAGACUGAGAGGUCUCAGAAUCUUGUAUUUCAAAACAUUUGUAAGUUUGAUCAGCUUCAUAUUACGUGGGGAAAAUGUGUUUAA